Messenger RNA from Schizosaccharomyces octosporus yFS286, 834 nucleotides. Its product is annotated as ARP2/3 actin-organizing complex subunit Arc5. NCBI's taxonomy places the organism in Eukaryota, Fungi, Ascomycota, Schizosaccharomycetes, Schizosaccharomycetales, Schizosaccharomycetaceae. The record is from RefSeq and is a predicted model, not a curated record. Gene Ontology annotation, biological process: regulation of actin filament polymerization; Arp2/3 complex-mediated actin nucleation. Bases 114 to 572 code for a protein of 152 amino acids. Gene Ontology annotation, cellular component: cytoplasm; actin cytoskeleton; Arp2/3 protein complex. The transcript is spliced from 4 exons. Gene Ontology annotation, molecular function: actin filament binding.
AUUUAACUACGCGGUACAUCCCGCUUGCAGUACUACGUCUGCUAUGCUCAACUACCCAUCAAAGAGCCCUAAUUUGUCAAUUCCAUUCCAGUCCCUUCAUUACUGCUUUCACCAUGUCAUUUCGAAUGCAAGAUGUAGAUGCUGUAACGGAGCCCGUCCUUACACAACAAGAUUUGUUUACUCCUCGUCCAGAAUCUUCGGAACAGGUGCAAGCCGCUAUUUCUCAGUUAGUCCCGCAAGCUCGAUCCACGAUCCAAGCUGGAAAUGCCACAGAAGGGUUACGACUCUUGCUUUCUUAUGUACCUUAUGGAGAUGAUGUUCAGGAAGCUAGACAACAAUAUUUAUCUGCCUUUGUUGACUUGUUAAGCUACAUCAGGUCCACGGAUAUUGUUGGAUUUUUAAAGCAAUGCAGCACCGAGGAUUCAGAUAAUAUUAUGAAUUUCAUUUAUCGCGCACUCGCGAAUCCUCAAGCUUAUAAUUCUUCUGUUUUAUUAAACUGGCACGAAAAGAUUGUUCAAGUCAAUGGAAUUGGAUGUAUCACCCGUGUGUUGAACAGCAGACCGGACAUGUAAUGCAAAUGAACUCAAGCCUUGGAUAGAACAUAAAAAAUGUUUAACGAAACCUGGCACUCUUCUGUAUCACACUCAUUUCAAAGUGACCAUGGAUUUUCUAUCGGGUACCUUCUUUGAUUAUUCCUUAUGACUACUAUGAUUGUUUGGUUAGCCUCGGUAGCGGGCCAAAAUUUUCUGAAUUCUGUGUUAGCAAAAGUAUGCUCCCUUGCUAGUAUUUUUUUUUUUUCUUUUAGGUAUGGACGUUAUUUGUUGAUAGAAGAAC